Galendromus occidentalis (western predatory mite) is the source of this 2361-nucleotide messenger RNA. RefSeq lists its product as uncharacterized. The coding region runs from base 1 to 1635 and encodes 544 amino acids. The transcript has 7 exons. NCBI's taxonomy places the organism in Eukaryota, Metazoa, Arthropoda, Arachnida, Mesostigmata, Phytoseiidae. The record is from RefSeq and is a predicted model, not a curated record.
AUGUCCGAGUCAUUCUCGCUGGCAAAGCGCAACCUCGGCGAACAAUUCUCCACAUACUUCAACUUCCCAGCCGAGAAGGUGAUUCUCGACUCCGCGGAGAGCACCGUCAGAAUGAACGUCUCCGAAAAUCAUUUCGACAUGCUCGCAUGCGACUUCUGUAAGAAGAGGCGGAUACAGGUGGGAGUGCUGACAUGCCAACAUCGUAUGUGCGCGGACUGUUACCCUCAUUACCGCAGUAGACUCGAUAGAUGUUCCAUCUGCAUCCUGAUGGCCGCCGAAGUGAAGCGGGAGGCUAUGAAAAUCGUACCUGAAACCAUUCAAUUAGACCUUUUGGAUGAGUCACAGAAGAAACAGAGUAUCUUCUGCUCCAACCGUCUUUGCCCUUUGAUUCGUACCCCAAAAGAAUCUAUGGACAGGCACUGGGAAGUUUGCGGCCUUGUGGAACGCAGACUCACUCGGCCGAGUCCGACUUCGGCAUCGCACAGUGUCGCGGAAUUCGAGGAUAUCGCCCCACCGUCAGAAGAGAUUCGCCAUGCGAUCGCUUCAAUUAUGGAAAAUUCGCAUAAGAAGCAAGACGGACUUGGAUCCCGUAACUUGGAGCAUUCGUGCCCCACAUCGGACUAUAGCUCAAAACCCUCAGACUCGGAUAAACCCUCCUUACCACCGAAAUUUAGCGUGGAGAUCUCCGAAUAUGUGGAUCUGAGCCAUGACAUCGAUGUGAGGAACGGCGAUGCUCCGCAUGGCACAACCCCGCAGACAGUGACUUCCGCGGACGACUCGUCCAGUCCUAUCGGAGCGCAAGGCUGGGAUUUCUGCGGAGACAGCACCGACCGCAGGAACCCGUCGAAGCGCGCUGUUAACGAAUCAAAACAAGAUCCAAAACCGAACCCCGACCAACCUCGCAACGGAAGCGUACAGGCAGGAAGCGAGCAGUCACGGGGAGGGGUCGCAUCUCCGGAAGAAAGCUACGGAGCCGCACUACGACUCGAGCUCGCGUGUUUGUAUUCGCGAGUGGUCCGAUUUUCUAACAGAGCUGUGAUGAAUAUUACGUGGUACAAUGCUUCCGUCGUUUUGGUCUGGUUGAUCGCCGUGACGUAUUCCCUGAGUUUCGAGAGAAAUGAGGUACCACUUGUCCAGGCGACUCCUAACUAUGUGACCUGGGAAAUGAACAGGCUUUCGGAUCUCAUGGCAAGAGCUCAGUUCAACAAGAGAGACAUGCAGCUCUCAGAAGCUUUCGACGUGGGGGAUUAUAAGGCACGAUUGGGAGUCGGAUCAACAUUUUCUGUGGCGGAUAGUGUCGCAGUCAUUUGGGUCACUGCCGUAAUAAUCAAAAGCAAUGACCUACCAUGGCCGCCGAACGAACGGAUGCAACUUCGUCUCGAGAACAAGAACCCGGACCUGGCGCAAACUUACGACUUCACCCCCCAGCAACGCGGCAAUUGGAGAGAGAAUAUGCGGGUUCAGAGGGGCCAACUGAUUUAUCGCCAGCUGCAAGUGGACACCACAGAUCGCCUAAAGUAUUUGAGGUUUUCGUACUACAUGACCUACGACGACGGUGCAACGAAGGGCUACAUCGAGGAUGACACAAUCGUCGUGGGUUUGAAAAUCGUCAAGGAUAAAUUGCUCCAAGUCUAGCUUGUGGAUCCUCUUGUCAGGGAGUCGAUCUCCUCGUGAGAAUAAUCGGUGCGAGAGACAGUGGCCGAGAAGGAGGCAGAGAGCUCUACUGAAUACGAUUGCGAUACUCGGUAAACGUCGCCGAUGGAAAGAGACGUAUCUAUCUAUGCCUUCCUAUAAGAUUGACGUGUCGUUUCCACACCUCAUUCGAAUUCAGCGCUUCAUGAUCUACUUGUCGGAACGAUACCUCGAUCGCAGACUAUAUUUCUCCGAGGAGGAGGCUUCCUCAAAUCGUCUCAGCACACUGAGGCAUAUGGAGGCGCCAGGGAUCCGCCUCCAAAAUCCCAACGUGCGAACCCAGGGUUCACUCAUGCGAAAGCACACGAGUUCCUCCCGCGCGGACUCCCGGUAGUUGAAUCGACAAUCGCGAGCGAGCGGGAACACCAUCUUGUUUGGUUUCUUAUUCAAAUCCUGGUUUUGAAUCUUGUGAUCAAGCUCCACUUUUUACUCCAACAGAAGACAGGUGGAAAUACUGCAGCCCACGUGUUCGUCUACUACUAGUGACAUGUUUACAAUCAAAUCAUGUGUAUCAUGAAUGAUCAAAAGCACCGUGUUCCACGCACUAUCUUAGCAGAUAGCUUCACAAUGAUGAUGACAGGCGAGAAUCACGCUCUUUCGUUAAAGAUUUACCCUACCUGCUCCCUCUACAUUGUAGCCAAACAUUUCACAGGCUGAUGAAAAAAAUAA